Musa acuminata AAA Group (dessert banana) is the source of this 3571-nucleotide messenger RNA. RefSeq lists its product as uncharacterized. The record is from RefSeq and is a predicted model, not a curated record. The transcript is spliced from 14 exons. Gene Ontology annotation, molecular function: GTPase activity; GTP binding. NCBI's taxonomy places the organism in Eukaryota, Viridiplantae, Streptophyta, Magnoliopsida, Zingiberales, Musaceae. The coding region runs from base 76 to 3312 and encodes 1078 amino acids.
ACGAGACUCUCCGUCUUCUUCGUCGCGAAGAAAAGAGAGAGAGAGAGAGAGAGCAGUGGAGGCGAGAGAAGAAAGAUGAUGCAGUUGCUCGGUUUCCGCGGGGGAUCGGCGGCCUCCUCCUCUUCGUCGUCGUCGAAGGAGGAGCCAUCGCCAACAUCCGACCCUCGGAACCCUAGCCCGAGUCUCGCGGCCGCUGCCUCCGGGCUCGGUCGGCCCAUCCGCCUCGUAUACUGCGACGAAAAGGGCAAGUUCCGGAUGAACCCGGAGGCCGUCGCCGCCCUCCAGCUCGUCAAGGGCCCCAUUGGCGUCAUCUCCGUCUGCGGUCGAGCCCGCCAGGGCAAGAGCUUCAUCCUCAAUCAGCUUCUAGGGAGAAACAGUGGAUUUCAAGUUGCUUCCACCCAUCGACCUUGCACUAAAGGGCUUUGGAUGUGGAGCGCACCAUUAAAGCGUACUGCUCUUGAUGGAACUGAAUACAAUCUUUUGCUACUGGACAGUGAAGGAAUUGAUGCCUAUGAUCAAACGGGAACAUAUAGUACAAAGAUAUUCUCUCUCGCUGUUCUAUUGUCAAGCUUGUUUGUCUAUAACCAGAUGGGUGGUAUUGAUGAAGCUGCACUUGACCGUCUAUCACUUGUCACUGAAAUGACUAAACAUAUACGAGUCAGAGCCUCCGGUGGAAAGACCUCAGCAUCUGAGCUUGGACAAUUUUCUCCAGUAUUUGUGUGGUUAUUGAGGGACUUCUAUUUAGAAUUAGCAGAGGAUAAUAGAAAGAUCACUGCACGCGAGUAUCUAGAAAUAGCCUUGAGAUCUAUGCAAGGUGGAGGUAGAGAUUUGUUAGCUAAGAAUGAGAUUCGAGAGUCGAUUCGUGCUUUAUUCCCUGAUAGAGAAUGUUUUACGCUUGUGCGGCCACUGAACAAUGAAAAUGAUCUCCAACGUCUUGAUCAAAUCCCUUUGGAUAGAUUAAGAUCAGAAUUUAGAUCAGGCUUAGAUGCAUUAGUGAAAUACAUUUUCGAGCGGACCAGACCAAAACAAGUAGGUGCAACUGUAAUGACAGGCCCCAUUCUUGCUGGUAUCACACAGUCAUACUUGGAUGCUAUCAACAAUGGUGCCGUGCCUACUAUAUCUUCUUCUUGGCAGAGUGUUGAAGAAGCGGAAUGUCGUAAAGCUUAUGAUGCUGCUGCUGAGAUCUAUAAGUCCUCCUUUGAUCGCUCAAAGCCAGCAGAGGAGACUGUCUUAAGAGAAGCACAUCAAGAUGCUGUUGAAAAAGCUCUCAAUGCAUUCAAUUCUUGUGCCGUGGGGAGUGGAUUAGCACGUCAGAAUUAUGAGAAACUUUUGCUCAAUUUUUUCAGAAAGACUUUUGAGGAGUACAAAAGGACUGCUUUCUUAGAAGCGGAUUUGCAAUGCUCUAAAGUAAUCCAAAGCAUGGAAACAAACUUACGAGCAGCUUGCCAUGCUCCUGAUGCCAAACUCAGUGAUGUGAUUCAGCUCUUGGACCGUUUGCUAGUUAACUUUGAGAGUUCUGCCCAUGGUCCGGGAAAAUGGAAAAAGUUGGCCACAUUUCUGCAACAGAGUUUGGAGGGAUCAAUUUCAGACCUCUUCAGAAAGCAAUUGAAUCAUGUUGAAUCAGAAAGGAAUUCUCUGAAGUCUAAAUGCCGAUUAAGUGAGGAUAAAUUGGCUUUGUUUAUUAAGCAACUUGAGGCUAAUGAAAAGCACAGAUCUGAAUAUUUGAAACGCUAUGAGGAUGCUAUCAGUGACAAGGAAAAGAUCUCGAAAGAUUACUCUGGUCGCAUUGCUGAUUUGCAGAGCAAAUAUAGCAAGUUAGAGGAACGCUGCUUGAGUUUAUCAAAUGCUUUGGAACUUGCUAAACAUGAAUCCUCUAAUUGGAAAAAUAAGUACAACGAGAGCAUGGCGGAUCAAAAGGCUGAGGAAGACAAGUUCAAAGCUCAAAUUGCAGUUCUGGAAGCCAGGAUAGGUGCUGCUGAAGGUAGGUUAGCUGCUGUUCGUGAACAGGUAGCAUCCUCCCAGGAAGAAGCAUCGGAGUGGAAGCGGAAAUAUGAUGUAGCAGUUGGAGAUGCUAAAACUGCUUUGGAGAGGGCAGCAGUAGCACAGGAACGCACUAAUAAGAAGGUACAAGCCAGGGAAGAUACUCUAAGAACUGAAUUUGCUGAGCAACUAGCAACUAAGGACAAAGAAAUUAUAAACUUGACUGCAAAGGUUGACCAGUCUGAGAAUCAAUCAAAUAGUUUGCUUCUAAGAUUGGAGGCUGCUGAGUCGGAACUGAAACGCCGGGAGUCUGAGUCUUCAGUUUUGAAAGAUGAAAUCCAAGGUUUACUAGAAAACUUGGAUUCUGUUAAAACCAUGGCCCAGACACAUGAGAGACAAGUCAAAAUUCUAGAACAAGAAAAUAAUCAUCUCCAGGAGAAGUAUCUUUCUGAAAGCAAGAAAUUCGAUGAAGCAGACAGGAGGUGCAAGGACGCAGAAAGGGAUGCAAAGAAAGGAACUGAGUUGGCUGACACUGCUCGUGCAGAAGUAGUGGCAGCUCAGAAGGAGAAGAAUGAAGCCCAAAGGUUGGCAAUGGAAAGAUUGGCAUUUAUUGAAAAAGCUGAGAGACAGGUUGAGAGCUUGGAAAGAGAGAGGAAUAAGUUGAUUGAUGAAACUGAGGCGCUUCGUCGAUCAGAAAUCGAUGCGAUUGCAAAGGUUGCGUCACUUGAGCACAGAGUGGAAGAGCGAGAAAAGGAAAUAGAGGAGAUGUUGAGUGAGAACAACGAGCAGAGGUCCAACACAGUCCAAGUUUUGGAAAGUCUUCUGGCAACUGAACGAGCAGCUCGCGCAGAGGCCAAUAAGAGGGCAGAGGCCUUGUCCCUGCAGCUACAACUAACUCAAGGCAAACUAGAUUCUCUCCAACAGGAGCUGACGUCUAUUCGGCUCAAUGAAAGUGCACUUGAUACCAAGAUGAAGAGUGCUCGUGGGAAACGUCCGAGGGUGGAUGACAACAUAGGCACUGAGUCAGUCCAUGAUAUGGACACUGGUGAAGAAGUUGCCAAGGGUAGAAAGCGAUCCAAGAGUACCACAAGCCCGUUCAACUAUUCUCAGAUGGAAGAUGGUGGUUCAGUUUUUAGAGGGGAACAAGAUAAUAAUCAGAAUCAGAGUCAGGCAAAUCAAGAAUCUGAGACAGAAGAUUACAGAAGGUUUACGGUUGUGAAGCUUAAACAAGAGCUUACAAAGUAUGGAUUCGGUGCACAAUUGUUGGAGCUGAGGAAUCCCAACAAAAAGGAUAUUAUUGCAUUGUACGAGAAGCAUGUCCUUGGUAAGUAGCUGUUUGUCAACCCCCACAAUAUUUUUCUUAUUUUGACCCUUUCAGUGUGAUGUGCUUUCAGAAAAAUUGCCUCUUAGCUUGCUUGAUUCUUAUUAUUUAUCUGUCAGAUUUGGUGUAGAUGUAUCCUUAGAGGUAGAUUCCACAUCUUCCUUUUCCCCUUCAUUCGAAUGUAACACAGGUACUCAUCUUAACAGACAACAAUUAGUCUGAAAAAUAGAUGAGCCAUGUUAACUACUGUCUCUACUGUCUGCUUUUUCA